Molecule: messenger RNA, 2159 nt
Organism: Pollicipes pollicipes
Lineage: Eukaryota; Metazoa; Arthropoda; Thecostraca; Pollicipedomorpha; Pollicipedidae
Gene: Acat2
Product: Acetyl-CoA acetyltransferase 2
Exons: 10
Coding region: 165-1358 (397 amino acids)
Molecular function (GO): acyltransferase activity, transferring groups other than amino-acyl groups
Source: RefSeq, a predicted model, not a curated record
UUCUGCUUCGAGGGGAGGGUGUUGGUCCCGGUGUUGGUCGGCCCUGUCCUAACAAGAUCCUGUCAAGACAUCCAUGUCUUACAGACUGGGGUAAAGGCACACAAGCCAGUCAGCAAGAAUUCAAUCAGCUUUACAGGAUGCAUACAUGACAUCAUAAUCUUAAAAUGGAUUCCAAGCUCAACGAAGUUGUUAUUGUGUCAGCUCUGCGAACUCCAAUUGGAUCAUUCCUCGGCGCGCUGUCCUCCAUUAAGAGUCAUGAGCUGGGCAGCAUAGUGAUCCGUGAGGUGCUCUCUCGAGCGGGCGUCGACCCGGCCGAUGUCAGCGAAGUGGUGCUCGGCCAGGUGAUGGUGGCAGGCCAGGGUCAGAACCCGGCGCGACAGGCAGCCGUCGGCGCUGGGCUGCCUAUUCACGUGCCGGCCAGCAUCGUCAACAUGGUCUGCGGCUCCGGCCUCAAGGCCAUCUGCAAUGCGGCGCAGGCGAUCCGGUGCGGCGAGGCGCGGGUGGUGGUGGCCGGCGGCCAGGAGUCCAUGUCGCAGACCCCGCACCUUCUGCAGAUGCGCUCUGGCGUCAAGUACGGCCACGGCGAGCUGCGAGACAGCAUGCUGACCGACGGCCUCAUGGACGCCUUCAGCGACAUCCACAUGGGCGUCACUGCGGAGAACGUGGCGCGCCAGUUCGCCAUCACGCGGCAGGAGCAGGACGAGUUCGCCUGCCGCUCGCAGAACUUGGCCGAGGCGGCGCAGGCGGCGGACCUGUUCGCCGCCGAGCUGGUGCCCGUGCCCGUGACCUCCCGCAAGGGCACCGUUGACGUCACGCGGGACGAGUUCCCGCGGCCCGGCACCACCGUCGAGGCGCUGGCCAAGCUGAAGCCGGCCUUCAUCAAGGACGGCACGGGCACGGUGACGGCCGGCAAUGCCUCGGGCCUGAACGACGGUGCCGCCGCUGUCCUGCUCAUGGCCGCUGAUGAGGCGGCCCGGCGACAGGUGGUGCCACUGGCGCGCGUCGUCUCCUCCGCCUCGUGCGGCGUCGAGCCGGAAAUCAUGGGCACCGGGCCCAUCCCCGCCACCAGACUGGCCCUGGAGCGGGCCGGCUGGACCAUGGACGACGUGGACUUGUUCGAGCUGAACGAGGCGUUCGCGGCGCAGGCCAUCUCCGUGCAGCGCACGCUGGGCGCGCCGCUCGACAAGGUCAACGUCCACGGCGGCAGCAUCGCACUCGGCCACCCGCUCGGCGGCUCCGGCGCACGCAUCCUGGUGACGCUCCUGCACGCGCUCAAGUCCCGCGGCCUCAGGAAGGGCGUGGCCGCGCUCUGCAUCGGCGGCGGCAUGGGCAUCGCCAUGUGCGUGGAGCUGGUGUGACGUCACAGUCCGACCAGUCCAUGUUCGGACCGGAGGGGAGGAUGCCGAUGCGGUCCGGGCGUUGUGGAAUAGGCCAGUCUUCGAGGGUCCGCCGCCAGCCCUGCGAUCAAAACGACACGGGAUAUCGAUGCGUAAUACUCAGUGCCUUCGCUGGUCGAACUCGAUGGCAGUUGUGGCUGCAGUUAGCUUUUCGAUCAAAAGUUUUGUAUAUGUUUUAGAUAUGUUGGGGUGACCAAUGGUAAGAACGAUACGCUAGGGACCGUUUGCGCGAGCGAGCUGUUUCGAAAUACACGAAGCCGCGCGCCAAGGCCCGCGCCGUUGUUAAGAGCUCGCUUCCAGGUGACGACGCUGUUCUUGCCUCGACCAGUACCUCGUCCUAGGCCAGUUUGUAAUGAAUGUAGUAGAGUGGUGGUGGUGCUACGAGAUGCAAGAUACACUCAGUUUUGGGCUUGUUUAGUCCGAAGCACGUUAAGGUUUUUACCAAAGCUAAGUGUUUCUGGUGACGGACUGCGAUGUUGUUGAACAAAAGUUGUUAUCCCUUGUUAUGUACAUGUAUUGCUUAACUUUAUUGCACUGACGUAAAGUGAGGUCCAGGCUACGCCUUAUUUUCGGCUAUUAUUUAUUUGAUCGACUUAUUUUGGUUUCCAUCGUUUGGCUAGGGUAAUGAUCUCGGUCAUAAUGAAUUAUGUGCCCCGCUCCUUUUGGGUGUGGGGACUGCGCGAAAUGCAGACGCUUGUUGGUAUUAACGUGACCGCUUCAUCAAGAGAUAUGACGACAAUAUAUACUUUAGCACUGACUACG